AUGUCCUGGACAAAGCUUCGCUACGCAGAAGAAACCUAUGGAGACACCUUUCUCUUAAUUUCACCAUUCCUCUGCUAUCUCAAAACAUCCAACGCCGAACUCAUCACUCAAAUCACUUCUCGACGCUCUGAUUUCGUAAAACCGGUCACCAAUUACAAAGUUAUCGAUAUCCUUGGUGGAUCCAUCGUCACGGCUGAGGGUCACGAGUGGAAACGUCACAAAAAGAUCGUAGGUCCAAGUUUCAGUGAAAAGAGUAACAAGAUGGUUUUUGAGGAGAGUCUGAGGCAAACUAAUGGUAUGUUGGAGACUUGGAGAAGAGGUGAUGGUAAUACUAUGAGUGAUUUCCGGGUCGAGAACUCGAAUGUUGGAACAGCGACUUUGAGUUUACAUGUCAUUUGCGCGGCUGGUUUUGGUGUACCUCAGCUUUGGCCAUGGGAGAGCGAGGAAAAAUUGAAUGGGAAAGAAUUAUCUGGAUAUUCUGGGGAUAAACUACUGGCGCAUCACACAAUGAGUAUGAAAGACGCAUUAACAUCUUUGUUGAAAGAUAUAUAUUGGUUUGCUAUUCCUUCCUCGCCAUCACAAUUAAGUAUGCACCCUGUAACGUCCAAAUUGUACCUCCUAACAUUAUCAGAAUAUCUUCCAUUCUCCGCACCAAAACGCGCUUUGAAAGCCUUCAACGAAUGCAAAGCCUACUUCACCGAACUUGUCGAAAUCAAAAAGAAGGAACUUUAUCUUGGUGAGUCCGAAAAAGGAACUAUGGAUCUCCUGGGACCGAUGCUACGUGCCUCCACAGAAGGUUCCCCAGAUCUACAACUUCCUGAUCCACAGUCCUACCUUACCAAAGAAGAAAUCAUCGGAAACUCCUUCAUCUUCCUCUUCGCCGGCCACGAAACAAGCGCGAACAGCAUUCACUUCACCCUGCUCUUCCUCGCCAUCUCCCUCGCAACACAACGCAAAGUACAAGCAGAUAUCGAUGCCAUCGUCGGCGACCUACCAGCCGAAAGAUGGGACUACCAUACGCACAUGCCAAAACUAUACAACUCCAUGGUCGGCGCAUCCUUAAACGAACAAAUGCGCCUCGUCCCCGCAAUCUGCAGCAUCCCUAAAAUCUCAAGCGGUGAUCAAAACGUCAGAGUCGAUGGAAGAGACUUCGUGAUCCCAGAUGACACAUUCAUACAUAUCAACGUCGUAGGCACGAACCGUAAUCCGCGGUACUGGCCUAAAUUCAAGAGUCAAAUCACCGGCAAGGAACAUGAUAUGGAUGAUUUCGUGCCCGAACGCUGGCUAAACGGCGCAAAACGCGAAAGCAGCGAUAAGCUCGUCGAUGGCCUUGAGACUGCAUCUUUCGAAACGAGCACUGCAACCUCGCUUCGCGGGCCCGAGAAAGGGGCGUUCAUGACUUUCUCCGACGGUCCGCGCGCAUGUCCGGGAAGACGAUUUGCUCAGGUCGAGAUCACAGCUGUUUUGGCGGCGAUAUUUCAGCGGUAUAGUGUCGAGCUUGAUGUUGGGGAGUGGGCUAGUGAGAAGGAGCUCAAGGACAUGGGGAAGGUGGAGAGGAAGGCGUUGUAUGAUGUUGCGAUUCAAAGUGCGAGGGAGAAGAUUCGGAGGAGUAGGCAGAAUAUCACGUUGCAGUUGGCACGGGGGGAUAGGAUUCCGUUGAGGUUUGUGAGGAAGGGUGGAGAGAGGUUUGGGUUGUGA
Messenger RNA from Glarea lozoyensis ATCC 20868, 1698 nucleotides. RefSeq names its product Cytochrome P450. The record is from RefSeq and is a predicted model, not a curated record. The transcript has a single exon. Bases 1 to 1698 code for a protein of 565 amino acids. Gene Ontology annotation, molecular function: heme binding; iron ion binding; oxidoreductase activity, acting on paired donors, with incorporation or reduction of molecular oxygen. Lineage: Eukaryota; Fungi; Ascomycota; Leotiomycetes; Helotiales; Helotiaceae.